CCUGUUGCCAAUAUCUUCUAUCAUUGCAAUUUUCAUCUUCUAAUCCUCGUACACUCAUUGAUCGUCUUACUCCUUGUAUCCACGUUGUUCUUGGCCUUCUUCUUUUCCUGUUUUCUGUAGGUAUCCAUUUCAUAAUUUUCUUUAGAAGUCUCUCCUCCCCCAUUCUCUGAACAUGUCCGUACCACGUUAAUUGUUUCUUCUCAACGCAUCUAUGACCGUUUCCUGUAAAUUCAUUCUUCGCUUUACUUACUCAUUUCUAACCCGGUCAAAUCUCGAUGUUCUACUUGCUCUUCUUAGGGCGUCCAUCUCGGUAGCUUCUAUUUUACUUUUUUGGUGUUCCUUUACUCUCCAUGUUUCGGAUCCGUAUACCAAUGUGCUCUUAAUCAUGCUGUUGUAUAUUCUCAUUUUUCUUUGUUUCCCUAUCUUGGUACUCCACAAAACUCCGUUCAAUGAUUUAAUUAUAUCUCUAAUUAUCGUUCUUUCUUUAUUUACUCUGCUCUUAAUUUCUGCGUCUUCCGUAUCUUCUUUGCUGAAAUUAAUUCCCAAAUACUUAUAUUUAUCACAGCUAGUUAUUUUCUGAUUAUAUUGUCCAGUAUCAUAUCAGUUGAAUCUUCACUUAGGCAUAAAUAUUGUGUUUUUUCUACAUUCAUCUGCAUAUUAUAUUAUAUAUUUAUGAAAGUUAAUAAUAGCCGGAAAAUUUAGUGUUGUCUAAAUAGUAAGUAAAUUUAAUUUAUUUUCAGAGCACGAAAUUGGGCAAUGUUGUGCCAGAGAGAAGAUUUGUUAAAUAAAACAAACUUAAAUUUGAACAGAUUAUGCAGUGUGCAUUUUGAAAAUACUAUGUUUUCAAAUAAAACUCGGAACAGGUUAUGUAAAAACGCAGGACCACGUUUAUUUCCUUCAAUAGAAGACAGUCCAAACCAACAUUCAAAUGUUGAUCAAGAUGGUGAAAACAGUUUUGAUCCAGUAAAUGAGGAAGAUGAGGAACAACGGGAAGAAUUAGCUACCGUACCGCUAGGUGGAGAGGACGACAGCGAAGUUGUUCUACAAAAAAAUCAACAAACUCAAACUUUUUAAAGUGUAUCGACCUAUAGCCCUAAAAAAACAAGCCAAGAAAGACUAUAAAGAAAUUGCAAAACAAGAAUUUUCAAUUAACGUUGGACGAAUUACAAACAAGCGUUACGACGCGGUAAAUUUGAAUUACUCCUCCUGGUUUAAAAACAGAGUAUAGUAAUGCCGUGAGAGCUUCGAGAUUAACCUCCUUUUUAUUUGACGUUUAUAUGACGUGUACAAUAUAUUAAAAACCAUUGAGAUUUAAAACUUACGCA
Molecule: messenger RNA, 1325 nt
Organism: Diabrotica virgifera virgifera (western corn rootworm)
Lineage: Eukaryota; Metazoa; Arthropoda; Insecta; Coleoptera; Chrysomelidae
Exons: 2
Coding region: 757-1074 (105 amino acids)
Source: RefSeq, a predicted model, not a curated record